Molecule: messenger RNA, 1162 nt
Organism: Amoebophrya sp. A120
Lineage: Eukaryota; Dinophyceae; Syndiniales; Amoebophryaceae
Source: the annotation of a GenBank genome assembly
AGGAGAUCAUAUGAACGUUCAGAGUGGAGUGCAGUAUUCUUUUCGGCGCUUGUUUAGGUUUCUUAACUCGAUGUAGCGCUCAGACUCAGUGUGAGAAGGGACGAAGAUGCCGCGUAAGUGUAAGUCGAAUUGCGGGAAGCGCCUGAAUGUGUCUGCGCAGUUGCUGGCCUUGCCGAUGACCUUGCCGGGGGACGAUCAUUUGAGCUGGUGCGUCCGUGCGUAUGAGAAUUUGCGCGGUACCCAGAACAUCCCCCCCAGGAUGAGGCGGACCAGAAGGCCGCGCUGGUGAGUGAUGUGGUGGAUGCGGAUGGCUCGACCUUCGUCUACGUGGAGAAGAAGUUGGUGGAGAAGACGGAGAAGGAGGGGGAGAAUGAGAAGGAGGGGGAGACGGAGAAGGCGGGUAACGCAGCGGGGAGCAAACAUCAUCACCAUCAGACGAAAAAAAGCGUCAACAAAAAUGCGAUGAAGAUCGUGGACGACGUGUCGAGGAGGGCGGAGCAGCAGCAGGUGGAUCAGGAGAUGGAGCGGAUGCGCGCGCUGCGGCAGCAAACAGAGCAAGCCCUGGAGAUGAUGCGGAUCCAGAACGAACGAAACCGAGAACGGCAGGCGCGGCAGUCCGCCAAUGGAGCCGUCUAGCUGCCCGCGGCUGCGACGAUCACACGAAACGAAUGAGAACAAAAGGGGUGCACAGCAAUCGCGCAGCUAGCUGCCGUUUUUCUUCGUUUCUAGAAUGCGUUUUUGAGUUGUCCUCUCAGCAAGUAGUCGUGCAGCUAAGUACUUACUCUUAUUCACAAUUCGAAUUCUGCUCACGAUUCAAAGACUUCAAUUUACUACAGAUGCAGCGACUUUUCUUAAAAAUAAGAACUGACUUAUUCCUCCAAUGUCAAUCACAAAUAAAUUCACUAUAACAGACUCAAACCGAUAACGAGCAAUGUCAAAAAAUCUCCACAAGUUACAAGUUACAGCAGUGUAGAAGGAUCUUUCGUCACAUAAGGUCAUAGUGCUGAUCCUCAGUUACUCACAGAUCGAUUCUUCAGGACCCGAUCCGCCGAAAAACGAAAGUUAGCCGCUCGCUCGUGACGCACCCCUAUCGGUCUCUAGUGCGGCGCUCUAUCGAAAGAGCGUGGUCCUCAGGCGUACUUAAUUACAACACACAUCAAGG